AAAAAAAAAGGUUGUCGCCAUAAAAAAGGGGCAGUAUUUUCACACCAAAGACGAUUGACGAGAAUGCAAGAAUGCAAAGACGUUUUAUCUUCCUGCAAAAAGCGAAAUAUUUCCUCAAAACAAUCAACAGGUAAUAUUGGUGCCAUAUUUUUUCUUUUAAAAAAAAGAAUUAGAAGUAAAAUAUUUUUUAACAAAGGUGGAAUAAUCAAUAGAUCUUAUAAGCGCUUUUAUAUUCUAUUUAAUGACGUUACACGAACCGAUUCUACACGUGACUUUUUUUAACGCGUGAUCACGUGAAAUUAAUCAUUGUACGUUUCAUAUGAUUAUAUUACAAAAGGUGGGAUCGUAUUGGAGGUUAUUUCAAAUAUGGAGGUCAUUUCAAAUAUGAAGGUUAUUUCAAAUAUGGAGGUUAUUUUUAAUAUGGAGGUUAUAAUGAUCCAGUAUUUUAUAUAUUUAGAGUUAUAUGCAAUAUUGUAUAUUGAAUAUAAAUUAUAUCGGUAUAUCGAAUAUGAAAUUACAGUGAAAUUCGAUAUACCCAAACCUUGAUAUAACGGAACAUUUUGAUAUAUCGGAAUUGGAGUCUGGAACGGAUUAUCAAUAAUCUAUAAUUAAUUUACCCUCGAUAUGACGGGAUUUCUC
This is a messenger RNA of Rhizophagus irregularis DAOM 181602=DAOM 197198, 639 nucleotides long. NCBI's taxonomy places the organism in Eukaryota, Fungi, Glomeromycota, Glomeromycetes, Glomerales, Glomeraceae. The record is from RefSeq and is a predicted model, not a curated record.